AAUUCAGUCUCAUCUUCCCCUGCCUCGUCUACCUCCCACCCCUACGAGGCUACCACUCGCCGUCCCCGAGGCUGUACCUCUUGAGUCACUGACCACAGCCGCCGGCGAGGCUCGUUGAAGGAAGAGUAGCUGACCACAGCCGCCCCGAAUUGAAGGCUCCCCCCCCAUCCGCAAACUGAAGGCUCUCUCCCGGCCUCCCCCAAGAAAUGGAGGACAUUUGUGGUUCAGCUGGUUCGUCCUCGCACCAGCACGACGAUUGCGCUUUAGCUGAUUCGUCCUUGCGCCAGCACGGCGAUUGCGCUUCAGCUGGUUCGUCCUCGCGCCAGCACGGCGAUAGACCAUAUCCUCGCUGGACCGGUGCCCGGCUCAGAUCUUCGCGGUCUUUACCGGGUCGAUUGUCAGGCGGUGCCUGGCUCGGAUCUUCGCGGUCUUUACCGGGUCGAUUGUCAGGUUGGAGGAAUCCGUUGGACAUGCAUUGGCCUGAGCAUUUGGACAAAAUUUUCGUGGAUGCGUGUUAUGAAGCGGUUGAGAUGGACAUCACUGUAACAGAACACAAGUCGUUGUUUUGGAAUAGGAUUGCAGAGUUCAUCUAUAAAGCAACGCAACUGAGUAUUAUACAGAAGGAUCUGAAAAGUAGGUUUAAAUACUUCAGAGACUUGUGGGGACAGUACCAGAAGCUUACACGGGAGUUGCACUUGCACCGAGGCUCGACAAAGCCCUCACCUGAAGAGAUGAAAAAAGAACUUGAAUCAAGUAAAUUCAAUCGUAUGUUGCAAUAUAUGGAUAAGCUCACAUAUAUAUUUGUAAAAUGUGAUGAGCAUAAGUCACCAUCAGUAGCUGCGUAUCAUUGCAAUGUUAGAUGUGGGAACUUAACUAAUCCAAAAGAGCUCGGAAGUUCAUUUGGCUCGGUCAUUUCAAAAUGGCAUGACCCACGAGGAUGCAAUACAAUAUCUUAG
Messenger RNA from Panicum virgatum (switchgrass), 956 nucleotides. RefSeq lists its product as uncharacterized. The record is from RefSeq and is a predicted model, not a curated record. Bases 207 to 956 code for a protein of 249 amino acids. Lineage: Eukaryota; Viridiplantae; Streptophyta; Magnoliopsida; Poales; Poaceae. The transcript has 4 exons.